CGGUGAUAAGAACACGCGGCUCUUCGAGAGGCCGUAUGCAAGAGUCACGUAUAUAACCCCCGCGCACGCAUCUCGAUCCAGUCUUUCCAAUCCUGUUGGACCUACUUAACCCCGCCGUCGCUACUGCAUCCUCGAUCCUCCAGGUCCCGAAGCAUCACUGCCUCAGGUAUCCACCGGCAUCCAAGCCGGAUAGGACCGAAAGCUUGCAACCCGUUGCCGUCAUUCAGACUGAGCCGAACGCCACCUCGUACAUCAAGCGUCUUCUCACCUGCUUCAUAUCAGCCAGAUCUAUCCUUUCAGCCAUGCCAUCCUACCUCAGGCAGAGUCAGAGCUCGAGGUCUUACUCCUUCCCUCCAUGCCUCGACAGCCUGGACUACUCUUCACAGUCUGAGAAUGAACUACCCGACAUUGAUGAGGAGCCCUUCGCGCACUUUCUAACCCCACUCACGGACGAGGACGAUCCCUACGGCCCACUGUCGUUGAGUGCAGGCAUCUUCGCUCCCAACACGCCUCGCACAUCCAAAGCCUCAAAAUUCAAGUCCAACGUGGCCGACAAGUGGGCUCGCUAUGUUAAGGGCAAUCACACACAGCUGCAUAGCCGUUACCAUGUCCCUCAGCUCCAGACUCUGGACGAGGACGAUGAGUCCUUCAUGCAGCUGGAGGACGAUCGCCUCAACGACACACCACACAUGGUCACGCAUAUCGCAACACCCAGGAUCACCAUCACCGAGCCCACUCGCGGCCGUGCACAAGAGCUUCUCACUCGGCGGUCGCGCCGGCGGUACUCGAGAACUCUCUCAGGCCAUCGCCACUCGUGGAGGGAGCCGAGUCCAGACUUGUUCACCGUAGACGAGUCAGAAUCAGAGGAGGACGACAUGCCAGUCCUCCGUCGCACCAAAACAAAGAAAAGCAGAGACAGCCUCGGAGGACGACGGUCUUCGCGAUCACGCGUCCGCUCCGAGAUUGCGGAAAAGUCCAGACUGUGAUCAUGGGACGCACACAAGAGGGGGCAAGAAUGUGACACAACAGGGCGUUUGGAGGGCACGAGUUGGGAUAUCAUUUGCAUUGGGCGGCGUGUCGGCGCGCACUUGAUUUUAUUGUGGCAUUUCUACGGCGUUGGUGGCUUCGCAUUCGCAUACUGAGCAUUUCUGGCGGCACGUUUGACUUUGGCUAUUUCUAGGUUGCAUUCGUGCAUUGCAUCGAGCGGCGUUGGGGAGUGAGCAUUUUACAUAUCUUG
Messenger RNA from Paraphaeosphaeria sporulosa, 1237 nucleotides. RefSeq lists its product as uncharacterized. NCBI's taxonomy places the organism in Eukaryota, Fungi, Ascomycota, Dothideomycetes, Pleosporales, Didymosphaeriaceae. The transcript has a single exon. The record is from RefSeq and is a predicted model, not a curated record. Bases 303 to 986 code for a protein of 227 amino acids.